UAAAAUGGCAGAGGCCUGUAUUUCAGUGGAGCAGUUCAGCUGUCCGGUGUGUCUGGAUCUCCUGAAGGAUCCAGUGACCAUCCAGUGUGGACACAGUUACUGUAAGAGCUGUAUUACAGACUGCUGGGAUCAGGAGGAUCAGAAGAGAGUCUACAGCUGCCCUCAGUGCAGACAGACCUUCAGUCCAAGACCUACUUUAUCUAAGAAUGUGGUGUUUGCUGAAAUGGUGGAGAAACUGAAGACCAAAGUCCAAAGUGCUGUUCCUGCUGGAGCUGGAGAUGUGCAGUGUGACGUCUGUACUGGAAAAAAAUACAAAGCCGUCAAGUCCUGUCUGGUGUGUCUGAACUCUUACUGUCAAACUCAUUUUGACCGUCAUGAGGAAUUUAAUUCACGUAAGCCACACAAAGUGAUUGAUGCCACUGGACGACUGCAGGAGAUGAUCUGCCAGAAACAUGAGAAGCUCCUUGAGGUUUUCUGUCGCACUGAUCAGAAAUGUAUAUGUGUGCUGUGUAUGGAUCAACAUAAAAAUCACGAGACUGUAUCAGCUGCAGCACAGAGGACAGAGAAACAGAAGCAGCUGAAGGAGACGCAGAAGACGUUCCAGCAGAGAAUCCAGCAGAGAGAGAAAGAUCUUCAGCAGCUGAGAGAGGCUGUGGAGUCUCAUAAGCGCUCUGCACAGACAGCAGUGGAGGACAGUGAGAGGAUCUUUACUGAGCUCACCCGCUCCAUUGAGAGACACCGCUCUGAGCUGAUACGGCUGACCAGAGAUCAGGAGAAGACUGCAGUGAGUCGAGCUGAAGGACGACUGGAGCGACUGGAGCAGGAGAUCAAUGAUCUGAGGAGGAGAGACGCUGAGCUGGAGCAGCUGGAGCACAAACAGGAUCACAGCCAGUUCCUGCAGAGUUUGCAGUCUCUGUCUGUUUCAGAAUGUAGACACAGCACAGCACUUCACGUGACUGUUAGCUCUCAGCUGACUUUUGAUGAAGUGAGAAGAUCUGUCUCUCUACUGAGAAAAGAGAUUGAGGAUUUUUGCAAAGAUGAAAUAGAAAUUAUAUCUGAUAAAGUGAAAUUCGUUGAGAUCAUUCCUUCCCCUGAACCCAAAGUCAGAGAAGAGUUCUUACAAUACUCCUACCAGUUGACUCUGGAUCUGAACACAGUGAAUCCAGUCCUCGGACUGUCUGAUGGGAACAGAGUUAUCUUUCAGGGUGACAUGAACUAUGGGUACCCUGAACAUCCAGACAGAUUUGAUUACUGGGAGCAGGUGUUGUGUAGAAAGAGUGUGUGGACGCUCUUUCUGGGAGGUUGAGCGGAGUGAAAAUGGUAUUGUGGAUGUAGCAGUGUCAUAUAAGAAUAUCUGUAGGAAGGGAGAAGUUGAGAGGAG
This is a messenger RNA of Sinocyclocheilus anshuiensis, 1381 nucleotides long. RefSeq names its product tripartite motif-containing protein 47-like. The record is from RefSeq and is a predicted model, not a curated record. Gene Ontology annotation, molecular function: zinc ion binding. The transcript is spliced from 6 exons. Lineage: Eukaryota; Metazoa; Chordata; Actinopteri; Cypriniformes; Cyprinidae. The coding region runs from base 5 to 1306 and encodes 433 amino acids.